Messenger RNA from Hyaloscypha bicolor E, 909 nucleotides. RefSeq lists its product as uncharacterized. NCBI's taxonomy places the organism in Eukaryota, Fungi, Ascomycota, Leotiomycetes, Helotiales, Hyaloscyphaceae. The record is from RefSeq and is a predicted model, not a curated record. The coding region runs from base 161 to 673 and encodes 170 amino acids. The transcript is spliced from 4 exons.
UUGCAGUUACAUGUGUCAAGGCAGUAGGGUUUAAGGCAAACACAGUGAACCUUCUUCAACUUAAACUGGACUCCGACGACCUUGAGGAUUUAGGUUCACAAUUCGGGUCACUUUUACAAUCAGAGGGACUGAAAGUGCUGGCGUUUAUGAACUUAAACCUAUGAAGAUUGCAGGGGUUACAGAUGUUGUGGUAGUACCUAAGGGUUCAGCAAAACUGGGUUUAGGGCCACCCCUAGAAACUAUAAUUCCCGUGGACGCAAAUCGUCGUCAGAUAGCCCAAUUCUCCAGCAGGAACUGCAAGCAAUAUGGGAUUGUUAGGUCGAAUCUUGCAUUCAUCCUAUCAUCACAAAUCCAGACCUCACGAAAUGAUAGUAACUUCUCAAAGGAAGCUGGAUGGAAUGAGAUCCUACUAUGGUUGGAUGCGCUUCGAAGCCAACCAGGAGCAGUUCUAAAAAAAGAACGCGCCAACGGAACGUGCAAAUGGGUCCAUGAAAAGGGUUCCUAUGAAAAGUGGAGAAUCUCAGAAGGCUCCGAUAGGCUUUGGCUAAUUGGGAAACCAGGAGUCGGCAAGAGUCAAGACCGUCUUAUCAAAUUAUAUUUCAGAAACACUGAAAUCCCAAAACGGCAAGGUAGUCUUUACUAUACACUGUCACUCAUAUCGAUCAUUGAAUGAUCCGGUACACAUUCUUGUUCGGGAUAUUCUUUUUCAGGCUCUUCAAACUCCAGUCUUAUCGGCCAGGGUCAAAAAGCGACUUCUAGAUCUCAAGUCCCAAACUAACGCCAUGUCGGAUCUUGCCCUCGAGACCCUUUUGGAGGUAGUCGAUGAUAUAUUCCGUGGCAAUUCGAGCCUUUACCUAAUCGUUAAUGGUAUUGAUGAGCUCAAUCAACAAUCCUUGGAGCUGGAGUCCU